AUGGCGCUGCGGGCCAGGGCAGGCGUGUGGAGGGCAGCGCCCCGGCUGUCCCCGGGCUGGGCCCGCGCGGUGGGCGCCGCAGCAGUGGCAGCCCCCAAGGCGGUGCUGCCCUUUGAGGCCAUCCCCCGGUGCCCAGGCAACAAGUGGGUGAGGGCGCUGCAGGUCUGGAGAGAGCAGGGCUUCGAGGACCUCCACCUGAAGAUGCAGCAGACCUUCCAGGAGCUGGGGCCCAUCUUCAGGUACGACGUGGGAGGGAAGCACAUUGUGUAUGUGACGUUGCCCCAGGAUGUGGAGAGGCUCCAGCAGGCGGACAGCUGCCAGCCCCAGCGGACGGUCCUGGAACCCUGGCUGGCCUACCGACAGCAGCGCGGGCACAAGUGUGGCGUGUUCCUGCUAAACGGGCCCGAAUGGCGCUGGGACCGACUGCGGCUGAACCCGGAUAUGCUGUCGCCACAGGCCGUCCAGAAGUACAUCCCCAUGGUGGACAAGGUGGCGAGGGAUUUCUCUGCGGUCCUGAUGUCGAGGGUGCUGCAGAAUGCCCGGGGGAGCCUCACCCUGGACAUCCAGCCCAGCAUCUUCCGCUACACCAUAGAAGCCAGCAACUUGGUCCUCUUUGGAGAGCAGCUGGGCCUCCUUGGCCGUAGCCCAAGUCCAGCCAGUCUGAAAUUCAUCCAUGCCCUGGAGGCCAUGUUCAAGUCCACCGUGCAGCUCACAUUCAUGCCCAGGAGCCUGUCCCGCUGGACAAGCCCCAAGGUGUGGAGGAAGCACUUUGAAGCCUGGGACUACAUCUUCCAGUAUGCCAACACUUCCAUCCAGAAAAUCUAUCAGGAGCUGGCGCUCGGCCGCCCACGGCAGUACAGCGGCAUCGUGGCAGAGCUGCUCCUGCAGGCGGACCUGACUCUGGAUUCCAUCAAGGCCAACUCCAUCGACCUCACUGCCGGGAGCGUGGACACGACGGCCUACCCCUUGAUGAUGACCCUCUUCGAGCUGGCUCGGAACCCUGAGGUACAGCAGGCCCUACGUCAGGAGACCCUGCGGGCCAAGGUCGCAAUCUCCGACAAUCCCCAGAGGGCACUCACGGAGCUGCCCCUGCUACGGGCUGCCCUCAAGGAGACCCUGAGGCUGUACCCCGUGGGUAUGACCGUGGAGCGACAGGUGGGCUCAGACUUGGUCCUGCAGAACUACCACAUCCCAGCUGGGACGAUGGUUUACGUGCAACUCUACUGCCUGGGUCGAAACCCUGCCGUGUUCACAAGGCCUGAGCGCUAUCAUCCCCAGCGCUGGCUGGACAACAGGGGCUCCAGCACCAGGUUCCCUUACCUGAGCUUUGGCUUUGGCCCGCGACAGUGCCUGGGGCGGCGCCUCGCGGAAACCGAGAUGCUGCUGCUGCUGCACCACGUGCUGAAAAACUUCCAAGUGGAGACGCUAACGCGAGAGGACGUGAGGAUGAUCUACCGGUUCAUACUGAUGCCCUCCACCCUCCCGCUACUUACCUUCCGGGCCCUCGACGCACUGCCGGGCCAGCCACGCGACCAGACCUCCUCCCCCUGACCCUAGGCCACUCCUGUUUUCUCCCAUGGGCCCUGCUUCCUGAGCCACACC
Pteropus alecto (black flying fox) is the source of this 1602-nucleotide messenger RNA. RefSeq names its product cytochrome P450 11B1, mitochondrial. Gene Ontology annotation, molecular function: heme binding; steroid 11-beta-monooxygenase activity; corticosterone 18-monooxygenase activity. Gene Ontology annotation, biological process: cortisol metabolic process; cellular response to peptide hormone stimulus; cholesterol metabolic process. The transcript has 9 exons. Lineage: Eukaryota; Metazoa; Chordata; Mammalia; Chiroptera; Pteropodidae. The record is from RefSeq and is a predicted model, not a curated record. The coding region runs from base 1 to 1551 and encodes 516 amino acids. Gene Ontology annotation, cellular component: mitochondrion; mitochondrial inner membrane.